UCCACCACAACCACCACGAUGGAAGACCACACGAUACUCUCUCCCUAAUCAGCACCUGUCCCGAAGUUGUAUACCGAAGCGCUAUCACAUUUCCGUAAUCAUGGCGGACCAAAUUCAAGAGUUCAUGGAAAUCCCACGGGAUUUCAUCAAAGAUGGCACCCAGUUCAUUCACAGAUGCACCAAGCCUGAUCGCCGCGAAUUCAUUAAGAUCUCACAAGCUGUUGGUGUUGGAUUCCUCGUUAUGGGAGCAGUUGGUUACCUUGUCAAAUUAAUACAUAUCCCAGUGAACAAUAUCCUGGUUGCCGGUGCAUAA
This is a messenger RNA of Amorphotheca resinae ATCC 22711, 313 nucleotides long. RefSeq lists its product as hypothetical. Gene Ontology annotation, biological process: post-translational protein targeting to membrane, translocation; protein targeting. The transcript is spliced from 3 exons. NCBI's taxonomy places the organism in Eukaryota, Fungi, Ascomycota, Leotiomycetes, Helotiales, Amorphothecaceae. Gene Ontology annotation, cellular component: Ssh1 translocon complex; membrane. Gene Ontology annotation, molecular function: transmembrane protein transporter activity. The record is from RefSeq and is a predicted model, not a curated record. The coding region runs from base 101 to 313 and encodes 70 amino acids.